CCACUCGCCACCGCGUACGGCGUAGUCAGAGCCGCCCAUAUUCAUAUCUGCUCCAACCUCGUUAAUCCAAUACGCCGGAAAUAGCAGGAAUGUGGACACCGUGGCAAUACUUAAGAGUGGAACUGCUGUUGAACCGUGCAAUAUGUGCAAGGCAUGGAAACAAGAGGAAUUCGUAUGAACGAAGCUAGGGACGACAAAAAUGGCUCAGAUAAAACGGAAGAGUACUCGAAAAUCAAGAGCAAGAUAAAUGGAUUUUCAGAGUCAAGUCAAGUGCUUCUCAAGGUGUUGGAAGAAGUUAAGGAUAUCCAUCCUUUCAUUGGGGUUGCUGUGAUAGCUUUUAAGGCAGUGGUCACUUUAGAGCUGAAGCGACGCGAGAACGACGACAAAGUCGUAUUUUUGUUGGUGAAGAUGCAAGAUUUGAUGGAGACUCUGGUGCAACUUCGAGCCAUACCUUCUGAUCAAAAAACAUCAGAUCAGCUUUAUACGGUGGAGGAGAAACUCGCCUCGUUAUGUGCGAAGAUUGAGAAGGACAUCCAAGGGUGCGGAAAUCUCUGCGACACCUUCUCAAAGAAACGGUUCUUAGUCAAGUUACUCAAGGGGUCCAUCUACGAGAUACGGCUAGAAGAAAUGGCACAGACACUUGACGAGCGGCAGAGAGAAUUACAGUUUGCGCUUGGUCUCUUCACGGCGCGUGGCAUCCAAUCUAUAAAUGAUACUCUACGUUCAGCCCACGAUGACAUCAACAUGCUACUUUUGCUACAAAUGCUACAAUCUUCUGCAGAAAAAGAGUUCUUGGACAUCGUCAACGCAAAGGGCGGGCCUUCCAAAUGCAUGCAAGAUGAGGAGAUACUGUCGGAAUUGAUCCAAAUUCGACGCGGCGCUAGCCGAGAGCUACCUACAAAUCCUGACCCAGAUGCAGAUGAUGCUUCAAUCACUCCCCAACGAGUAUCUACACACGCACACCAUAUUUCUCCCACUUACCCUCCGCAGCCCACCUCACGUUACAAUCAUGAGAUGUACGGCUCGAGACACAGAUCGAGACGUACCCAUUAUGGUCACGACGAAUAUGGUGAGGGAUAUGCCCCCGAGCCUCCGCGGACUUCCCACCAACGGUCGCACGCUACUCCUACCCGUUCUGCUGCUCCCGGGUAUCGCUCCCACUAUCACCAUCAACACAGGGGCACAUACGCCUACGACUCUGACGACAAACAUCCUUCUGAUGCCGAGAUCAAACAGCUCAAGGAGGAACUAGCUAAGGACGUUGACGAGGAACUGAACCAAAAUCAAGAUGUGUUUCUACGCAAGUUCCAAGAGCAACAACGGCAACUACUUGUAAUUGAACUGACUGUGGUUAAGCAAGGUGAUAGGGUGGUGCGAGAGGUACGUAGCGGGCCACACGACAGAAUCUAUCAUGAGGAGUUGCGGAGUAUUUGGAAAGAGAUGGGGUGGAAGUUGGUUGUGCCUACAGUCGAAUUCGUUCGAACACUCCAUGACUAUUUCGUAUCGCAACACCAAGAUAUGCAGAUAUUGGAUGACCAUUUUAACCGUCCUCCCGAACCGGGCUCGACUCCGGAAAAUGAAAUGGCUGCACUAUCAAGGUCUUUGAAUGCUGCCAAACAACGUUCGGAAGAGAAAUGGGCUUUGAAGAGUCUGCACUACACGAAAUUGCAACCCGUCGCUGAAGCAUUUGAUGCCGACUACAGUGGGUAUGUCAGUGUAUGGGAGGCUAAUCAAGUGUUAUCUUUGCGACCAGAUGGAUGGAGUCUUCUUUCGUGGUUAGCGUACUGGGCCUCAGGAAGACACUCGGCGAUAACUCAAUAUUGCAUCAAGAUCGGCGACAUUCUCGAUAAUAUGCACCUCUUGCUCCGGCAUAGAGUUCUUCCUGUCAAUCGUCACACAGUCAAUCGCUACCUGGACAGGAUGAGAACCCUGGAACGGGUACUUGCAACCACUCUUCCAUGCGACGAAGCUCCUGAAGGAGAGUUGGCUCUGAGGAUCUCUCGUUACACUCAGAACGAGGAGGAAAGGAUGGUGCACAUUCUGCAGGCUCUGGACUAUGAGAUCGACGGUUCUGACACCAUUGAGCUUAUCACUAACCGCUAUCAGAUAGAGAGGAACUUCUUUCCACUCGUUUAUCUCCUUCUCAGACGUCAUCUCGCAGUUAUACGUCUGGCGUGCGAUGUCACCCUUGACAUUCGAGAGAUGGUUACCGCUACCAGCUCUCUCAAAACCAUCUUUCAAGCUGUCAAAUCUCGCGUGUCAACGUUGAAGGUCAUGUUUCUCGAUGAUUCGACCUUUUCUUCCUUCCUGCAAACAUUUGCCUUUGGAAUGUACUACGGAGUGUAUUCAAACACGGUGGUCCUAUUUCCCCCCUUGAAAGAAAAUGAAGACCAAGAAACGGGUGAUACGACACCUGCGCCUGUCUCAUGGCUUACGCAUAAGCCUCCCAAGUUGACUGAUACUGCGCCCCUGCAGUUUUACUCGCCUGAAGAUCCGAUCCAGUUCGAAUCAUGCAUUGGAGAUCAUGUGAAUGGUUACUGGAGUGGGUACCUCACGGGUAGCGAUAAAAGAAGCCCGAAUACAAACAGAUUGCUUCAGUUCCGGAUAUCGAACUGGAAGGGUAGCAAGUUUGAGGGUGAUGGAAGUUAUUCAGAAGGAGAGAUCAGUGUAGAGGGGUCUUAUGACUCGAAAACUAAUGUUUUGGAGGCGACUAUCGUCGGGACUGCCGAUAUCAACAGAUCCGAAUCGGGAGAUUCAGACUUGAAAGUUUUCAUCUCGGGAUCGGUGGAUACGAUAUCGGCCGGGCAUCUUGGCAAGCAAUAUCAGAUCUCGGGUGUUUGGAAUACUUCGAAGGAGGAGGGUUCCAUAACUCUACGCCAGACUCCUGCCUGGACAUAUCAAUUCCGACAACGGUAUCCAGGACAAACCACAAAUGAAAGAUGGAAAUUCGCCUUGCAAGCUGUUCUCUACAGAGUACGAAGCAAACGCGGAAUCCUUCAUAAGGCCUUCUGUGUUGAGAAGCUGAAAGAAAUCCGACAAUCUGUGUAUUCUCUCAAGCAACAGAUGUUAAUCGAGGCUUCUGUAAGCGAAGACGCAGAGGACAUCUUGAGCAGAUUGGCGCCCUCAGAUUCGAGGUUGUGUCACUGGCUCGCUCGAUUCGCUAUCUGGCCCACGGUACAUUUCAACGCAGAGUGUGGAUGCGGAAAACCUGUCAUCGGAAGCCGGAUCUUACGAUUCAUGGGCCCCGUCUCCUCUCUUGCGCUAGAGGAGGUUUGCCAGCACGAAGGUGGCAUUCCUCUGUCUCGCGUGGACGAAUGUAUAAAAACUGUCCAAAUUUUACACAGACGCGACAAGUACGAGCUAACACAGCUCGUUGAACCACUUAGCGAGCAAAUCUCUGCUCUUUGCCGCCACCCGGUUUCCGUCGCGGUCAUCGGUAACGACAACCCCGUUAUUCGUGUCCCAGGAAGACCCACCACCAGAUCGGUAAUGUCUUUACUUUCACGUCGAAUUUCAACAGGUAAAGGUAAACGACAGCCUGGCACACCGGCCGCGCCGAACGUUGGUUUUACUCGUAGGUUUCGUUCAUCGUCAGGCUCAUCGCAGUUUGUUCCCGCACCUCGAAAAGGAGCGGACGCGUCCCUAUCCUGUGUUUGUUGUGAAACCAGCCUGCCUGAUGGGAUAUGGAAUGCCAUUUCGGUUUGUCUGAUGUGCUCGGUUCCCGAGGACUCGGAAAAGCUCCUUGUCAUGUGUAGCCGAUGCGAACUGUUGGGGCGGCGUUACAAGACCGUGGUUUAAUGGCCCUCUUGGACGGUCAAUCAUAUCCCCAAAAUCUCUACGAUCGUCUUUCAAAACGCGUAUUCGCCGA
Molecule: messenger RNA, 3868 nt
Organism: Marasmius oreades (fairy-ring Marasmius)
Lineage: Eukaryota; Fungi; Basidiomycota; Agaricomycetes; Agaricales; Marasmiaceae
Exons: 17
Coding region: 154-3798 (1214 amino acids)
Source: RefSeq, a predicted model, not a curated record